Messenger RNA from Anopheles aquasalis, 2674 nucleotides. It is a transcript of the gene CNT2, whose product is annotated as Concentrative nucleoside transporter 2. Gene Ontology annotation, molecular function: nucleoside:sodium symporter activity. The record is from RefSeq and is a predicted model, not a curated record. NCBI's taxonomy places the organism in Eukaryota, Metazoa, Arthropoda, Insecta, Diptera, Culicidae. Gene Ontology annotation, biological process: nucleoside transmembrane transport. Gene Ontology annotation, cellular component: plasma membrane.
UAGUGUUUCGAUUGCAUUACUCACCGAAAGAGGUGAGCCGCCGCUGGCUAAUGAAUGGAUUGAGCACCGUUGGCAUGGUGUCGCGUCUCUAUGUCGGAAGCUCGCAUCGUAUAGCGUCGUGAUCCGAUGCUGGAGACUCUGGUUGGUGCUGCGUGGCGCAUCGCGAACACGUCGCCAUGUGUGUUGGUGUAGUGGAGAGGACGCUCGGUGAUGGUCGGGACCGGGGCCGGAAUCAAAACAAGUUUCGCGACGACGCAAAGCUCCGCGAGUGAAAGUACACAACCCUCUGCGGCUGUCGCGCCACCUCAGACAUCGUUAGAGCGUUCUGGUGUUAGGAAUGGAUCAAUGUGUGACCAGCGUGUAGACACCAGAGCAGCAACAGAGUGAUUCUUCACGUUCCGGGGUCGACAUGCGCCAGCAGAGGAGUGGUCGCGUGUUCUGCAGCUAAGAUAAUCGUGUUGUUCCGUGAGUGAUCCACAGUGAGUGGAGUUUGUUUGGAGUUUUGGAGAUCGGUUUUACUCAGCGGCACAACACACAACACAAACAGCAAUCGCCAUGAGCGGUAUUCAGAAUGAUUCGUUCAUCAUGACGGAGAUCGAGGAUGGUGAUGGACCCAAGCUUACCAAACGCAAAUCGAACGGCCUAUCGUCGACCAUCGUGGAGGAUGUACCAUCACUGACCAGUCGGAAUGGUGGUGGUGGUGGCGGCGAUGAUGAAGGUGGUUAUGAGGAUGGACGCGAUGGAACGAACCGGACACGGGAAGGUGCGACACUGUAUGACCGACUCACGGAAACCCUCGAGCACCAUCGGCAACACAUCAAGCUCGGUGUCUACAUCCUGCUCAACGUUGUGGUGAUUGUGUUUUUCGGUUUUGCCACCAAUUACUAUCUGGAGUAUGAGGAGACCACGUGCGGUAUGCAGUGGUGCGAUGGAUACGGCAUGUUGGUGCUACUCGUGGGCUUCGUGUACCUUGGGCUGCUGUACUACCACGUGAUGAAACCGUUGCUGUCGAGCCACUUCAAAUCGUGGAUCGUUCAGCCAGUAUCGAAAUUUCUCGGACGCAUCACACAACUGUGGUACAUCCGGUUAGGAGCCGUCUGUCUAGUGCUGGCCGGAUUCGCCGUUUUCUGCUACUUCGAAACACGCGACCAAACCGAACGGCUCAUCUCACUGUCCGGCAUGGCCAUCCUGCUCCUCAUCGCCUUCCUGCUCUCGAAGCAUCCAACUCGCAUCAACUUCCGCCCGGUGGUGCUCGGUGUCGUGUUUCAGUUCCUCCUCGGUCUAUUCUGCAUCCGCUGGGAAGUUGGCCGUAGUAUCUUUUCCUGUGUCGGCGAUAAGGUGGCCACGUUUCUCAACUAUACCGGAGCCGGGGCGGCGUUCGUUUACGGCCAGGUGUUGGUCGGUAGCGGCGAGAACGAGUACGCCAUCUUUGCGUUCUCCGUCCUGACGGUGAUCUACUUCUUCAGCUUCUGCAUCUCGAUCCUGUACUACCUUGGAGCGAUGCAGUGGGUUGUGCUGAAGCUCGGCUGGAUACUACAGUCCAUCCUUGGGACGACCGUGUGCGAGAGUGUGAUUGCGGCGGCCAACAUUUUCCUCGGUAUGAGCGAGUCACCGUUGCUGGUGCGACCGUACCUGAAAGAUCUCACCCACUCCGAGCUACACUCGAUCAUGACGUCAGGAUUUGCCACCGUUUCGGGUACGGUGCUGGCCGCUUACAUCUCGUUCGGAGCCAAUCCAGCGCAUCUGAUUACGGCCAGCGUGAUGGCAGCACCGGGAGCCCUCUGUUUCGCCAAAAUGAUUUACCCCGAGACGCAAGAGAGCAAAACGCGAUCCGAUAACAUUCAGAUGGAGGAAUCCCCCGAUUCGUCGGUCCUCGAUGCGGCCAGUAAUGGUGCGAAUGCGGCCACACCGCUCGUCCUUGGGAUUAUCGCCAAUCUCGUCGCGUUCGUGGCGUUCAUUGCGUUCCUGAACGGUGUGCUGGGGUGGUUGGGUGUGCGGGUUGGCUGGGAGGACGUUUCGCUGGAGAAUAUCUUCGGGGCCGUCUUCCGGCCGCUCGCCUUCGUCAUGGGUGUGCCGUGGGAUGAUAGCUACUAUGUCGGUAAAGUGAUCGGCAUCAAGAUGAUCGUGAACGAGUUCGUCGCUUUCGAGCGGUUGGGAGAGUUUAUCAAGGAGCAGGUUAUCUCGCCACGAUCGGCCGCCAUCGCAACGUAUUCCGUGUGUGGCUUUGCCAAUCCCAGCUCGAUGGGCAUCAUGAUUGGGACGCUCAGUGCGAUGGCUCCCGAUAAGCGUAACGUCAUCACGUCGGUCGCGUUCCGUGCGUUCCUUACCGGUUCGAUCGUGUGCUUCAUGACGGCCAGCAUCGGUGGGCUGCUGAUGGACGAAACGAUAUUCAAUAACUUUGGAAAGUCGCUCGCGCUGGAGCCAUCGUUGUUGAAUGGCACGCUGGGUGGAAUCUAGUUAAAGGGGGGGUUGGAUGUUUGGAGUGGGGUGGGGAGAGGAACAAGUAUGGUCAAUGUUUAUCAGUAUUUUGGACGUGUAUGUUUGUAAUGUCGACUAAUAAAGUACCCUGAUAGUUCCUGUUUUAAGUGCUGCGAGGUUUUCAUGUUGUUGUUUAGUUACCUUAGGACUAAUGUUGCCUUUUUAACUUAACAAACAUGAUUUAUUGGAUUAUUAA